Aspergillus wentii DTO 134E9 is the source of this 1008-nucleotide messenger RNA. Its product is annotated as spherulation-specific family 4 protein. Lineage: Eukaryota; Fungi; Ascomycota; Eurotiomycetes; Eurotiales; Aspergillaceae. The record is from RefSeq and is a predicted model, not a curated record. The transcript is spliced from 3 exons. Bases 1 to 1008 code for a protein of 335 amino acids.
AUGUAUCUGCGAUACCCUUCCUUUAUUAUUGCAGCUGUGCUGGGCUACACUUCAAUUCUAUCUCAACAGGCUUAUGCUGCGCAUAUUCCUGCCCGUUAUCACCAUGGCCCUGGAGGUCGAUUCCAUUAUGGCUUUUCUACAAGCAGUCUCCCAGCAAGCAGCGUGUCUGUUCAGCCAACACCUGCCAAGAGCACUCAUGCUAGCUCUACAUUGAUCAGCGUUGCUACUCCCUCAGCUACACCCUCCAGAUCCCCAGUAUCCACAAACAGUACAGCCAAAGCGAAUGUCAUCAUCCCAUUCUACCUAUACCCAUCUGAAGGAGCCUGGACGCCCUUGGAGAAAUUGAUCGCUGCCAAUAAAGACGUAGAAUUCACCAUCAUCAUCAACCCAGACAACGGCCCCGGCUCUUCUUCCUUGCCCGAUGAUGCCUUCAUCACGGAAGUUCCCAAGCUCACUGCUCACAGCAACGCGCUUGUUCUAGGCUAUGUUCCCACUGGGACUGGAUCUCGGGACAUAUCUGAAGUGGAACAGGAUAUUAAGAGAUAUGCUGGAUGGGCGUCUGCAAGUGGAAACGGUUCAUUUGCAGUCCAGGGUGUUUUUCUUGAUGAGGCCCCUGCUGAGUAUAGCUCCGAUACUGUCACAUACUAUCAAAAAUUGGCUUCGCUUAUCAAAGGCAGUGAUGGGCUUGGCCCAGAAAACCAAGUUGUUAUGAACCCCGGAACAGUCCCCGACACCGCCUACCUGGAUAUCCCAGACCUCACUGUUAUUUUCGAAUCACCAUACAGCCAGUUCCUAGAAGCUGUCGAAGCCAAUGAGUUUAAAAGCAUCAAAGGUGUUGACUCAAAGAAGCUGGCUUCGAUGGUCUAUGAUAUCCCGGGGACAGUAGACCUCUCGAGUUUGGUUCAGCAGCUUUGUGACAUUUCUGGUCAAACAUACUUGAGUAAUACAAAUACAUACCAGGCCUAUGACUCGCUGUGGGGUGAGGUGGUUUCUCUGCUGACUGCAUGA